Molecule: messenger RNA, 1868 nt
Organism: Alosa alosa (allis shad)
Lineage: Eukaryota; Metazoa; Chordata; Actinopteri; Clupeiformes; Clupeidae
Gene: mapda
Product: adenosine deaminase-like
Exons: 10
Coding region: 137-1192 (351 amino acids)
Biological process (GO): adenosine catabolic process; inosine biosynthetic process
Molecular function (GO): adenosine deaminase activity
Source: RefSeq, a predicted model, not a curated record
UGUCAUAUACAUUUCGUUAACGUUGUUUGUUGUAAGUUUAGUUAAAAAAAAGUCUUCAUAGUACACAAGAUAUUUUAGAGCGUGACGUAUUAAGCUAACAUAAAGGGGUUGUAAAACCAAGUGGUCGCACGGCGAAAUGGAAGAUGAAACUAAUUUCUACCGCCAGUUACCUAAAGUGGAGCUUCAUGCUCACCUCAAUGGCUCAGUGAGCGCUGAGACCAUAGACAAACUCAUCGCUCGCAAACCGCAUCUGAACAUCCAACACAGCAUGACUGCCAUUCGCAGUGGUCAGCGACGGACACUUGAUGAAUGUUUCCAAGUGUUUAAGGUCAUUCACCAAUUGGUUAAUACUGAAGAGGACAUUUUAAUGGUCGCCAAAGAUGUGAUCAAAGAGUUUGCAGAUGACGGAGUGAAGUACCUGGAGUUACGGAGCACUCCUCGUGAGGAGCCCAAAUCAGGGCUGACAAAGAAGGGUUAUGUGGAGACUAUCAUUGGAGCCAUCCAGCAGUGCAAGGAAGAGGGUGUUGACAUCGAAGUCAGGUUCCUUGUGGCCGUUGACCGCCGAAAUGGCCCUGAGGUUGCCAUGGAGACGGUGAAGCUGGCGGAGAACUUCAUGUUGUCGAGCGAUGGCGUGGUUUUGGGGCUGGAUCUCAGCGGCGAUCCUACCGUGGGCCAUGGUCGAGAUCUCCUCCCUGCUUUGCAGAAAGCCAAGAGCUGUGGACUGAAGUUGGCCCUGCAUCUCUCUGAGGUCUCGUCUCAGGCAGAGGAGUCUGAGCUUCUGCUGAAUCUCCCCCCUGACCGCAUCGGCCACGGGACCUUCCUCCACCCUGAGGCUGGGGGGACAGACAGCCUUGUGGAGAAAGUUAGGAAGAAUAAUAUACCUCUGGAGUUGUGCUUGACCUCUAAUGUGAAGGGUCAGACCGUCCCCUCCUAUGAUAAACAUCACUUCCUAUAUUGGUACAAGCUGGGCCAUCCCUGUGUCAUUUGUACGGACGACAAAGGUGUGUUCUGCACUGACCUCUCCCAGGAGUACCAGCUUGCUGCCUCGACCUUUGACCUCAGCAGGGAGGCCAUGUGGGACCUAUCCCACAAGGCCAUAGGCUGCACCUUCGCCCCCCAGUCUGUCAAGCAACGUCUAGAACAGAGAUGGGCUGAGCUAAAGCCUCUGGUUCUACAGACUCCGGUUCCGUAGAUCUCGGUUCUCCUGAGACGGAUCUAUGGAAUCAGAGCGCCUGUCAGGAACCCAACGUGAGCAGCAACGUGCUCCAGAGAUGUAACUGAUGGUCCAGCUAGAGCCACUGUCUUAGACUCAGAUCAGACAGGUCCAACUCCAGCUCUGAAUGUGGACAACUGCAUUCUACAGUAUGCUGUAUAUAGGGAUUAAAUUAUUUUGGGGAUUGAAAUGCACCAUGGGAAGUGCAAAAAAAUGUUUUUAAUUGCCACCAACAUGCUCAGCGUGAGCUGAUCUACCUCCACUGGAAUUCACCUUAGUUUAGAUUUAUAUGGAAGUUGCCUCAAAGUACUGUGUAUUAGUGCUACUUAAUUAUUUUUUGAAUAUUUUUUUGUUUGAUAUUUUUUUUCAUUGUUGGUUGUUUUUAGGAAUUAGCAGUAGAAUGACAGUUACUGUAACACAUGAGCAGAGGGUUUGAAGAACAGACUGAUUUUCCUGUAUAGGUGCAGUUCCUCCUAAUUCCAGCAGGUGGCAACAUUCUUCAGUGCUUCUCUCUCCCCUCUGCUGGGUAGAACUGUGCCUUGGUAGAGUAUAGGCAGAGACUUUCUAAUGAGGAGACACAGCACUCAAAAAAUCCUCCAUAGAAAUGCAUGGGGUGGCCCCAGCCGUGGUGCGGCUGGCUGGGGCACCUGCACUG